AUGAUCGCAAGCACAGUUACUCUUGCUAUUGUGACAAUAUCGCUGGUUCCAUACGUGAGCGCAAACCUCGAAACCAACUACAACGAAGAGGAAGCCAGAUCGCUAGCCUAUUUGUCUGGAGCGGCCUACUCGGGUGAUCCGAAGAAAUGUGUCAAGAAUGUGCUUCCGUCUGAUGAGAAGUGGGAAGUGGUUGAACGGAUAGAAAAAUAUUGCGACAUGAUGUGGAAUACGUGCUCUGCAUAUGUGAUUCGAUCCGAUGUUGCGAAAAAGUUUAUCGUCGUAUAUCGAGGCACCACAACCUCAUCGCAGCUCUUCCUACAGGGCGCGGGGGCAAUUUCCGGAAGGGCACAAUUCUUAGCUGCUGGAAAGGUUCAUCCAUAUUUCGUUAACGGUGUCAAUUAUUUGUGGGAUGAUGUAUCGAAGCACUUAAACGAGACACAAUAUAAGUCGUAUCCAGUGAUGUUCACUGGGCAUUCGUUAGGUGGUGCAAUGGCGUCAAUAGCUGCGAUGAAAACGGUACUUAAGGGAUUAAGAUCGUCAGAUCAGGUCAAAUUGGUUUCAUUCGGUCAACCAAGAGUGGGCGGAAAAGAUUUUGUGGCGAAACACACUGAGCUGGUGCCGUAUAGUUUUCGCGUUGUCCAUAAGCACGAUAUGGUUCCACAUAUCCCGCCAUGCACAAGAGAUGAAAAUUUCGUGGCUGGCAGCGAUGGGAGUAAGCCUUGCGAUACCAAAUCGGAUGGUUUUUAUCAUCAUGGCGUCGAAAUAUGGUACCCGGAAGGCAUGGCCCCAGGAUCGCCAUACAAGGAAUGCUCGGGAGAACCCAAAAAUGAGGACUUUAAUUGCAGUGAUCAGUUUGUGUAUAGUAGCGUUGGGAACAAAAUAAUAGCGGAUCAUGCCAGCUAUUUUGACCGAGUCGUACGUUUUCCAAAUUUUCCGAUAAUUAAUCACCAAAAAUAUUCAAUCAUGAAAAGAGCUAAACCAGUGCACAAUGCAGUCUCAUCACAACUACCUGAAUACGCCAUUGAAUAG
This is a messenger RNA of Anisakis simplex (herring worm), 1029 nucleotides long. NCBI's taxonomy places the organism in Eukaryota, Metazoa, Nematoda, Chromadorea, Rhabditida, Anisakidae. The record is from the annotation of a GenBank genome assembly.